UUGAUCAAAUGUAUCAAAAAUCGGAGAGAAAAGUAGUGAGAGUGAUACACAUAGAGUGAGUGUAUAAAAGGGUUGGUUUUUUGUAAUAGUUGAGUGAGAGAGUUGCUCCUCCUAUUGUAAUUCUGUUCUGGUUAUGAAUAGAAGAAUUUUCCAAUCCUAACAAGUGGUAUCAGAGCCAGGUUAAUCCAGAAACCCAGAUUUCUUCAUUCUGCCCGAAUUUUUGGUCAAAAUUUUUUUGUUCCAGAAUCUUGUUUUGAGGCCACCAUUAGCAAGCUCUCGUUCUGAGGAUUCCAAAAAUAUAUUUUUCGGAAUUUUUUGACCACCGGAAGGCCUCCAAACGUCCGGUCAAAGUUUCUCUCUCCUGCCAGUCAUAGCCGCUGCAGUACUCCAGUCCGGCAGCAACCUCGCCGGAGAAGAAGACCAGUUAGCACGCCACGUCAUCGCCACGUCAUCGCCACGUCAUCGCCCAGUCAUCGCCACGUCACCGACAGCCGACCUGUUGGACCACCUGCUGUGCCACGUCAUCUGACACGUCAUAUGCCACGUCAUCAACACGUCACUGCCCAGGUGGUGCCACGUCAUCAGCCUGGUUGGCUGCCCACUGGUUUGGGCCAGAACCGGUCCGGUUCGGCUUGUGGUUCAAUACUCCGGUUCACGCUCUUCCCGACCGGUUCUUGAAGAGGUGAGACCGGUUCCCACCAUUUUCGGCCAUUCCGGAUUCAACGGUGUGCUCCGUUUGGCCUAAUUCAGCUUCCAAAUUGAGGUACGGGAAUAAGUGUACAUAUUUAUCAUGGAAAAGUCAUCUUCGGAUACAAUGAUUGCGCUCACUUCCACAAAUUACAACAUGUGGAAACCACGGAUGGAGGAUUUGUUAAAUUUGAAAGAUUUAGCAGAUCCUCUUGAUAAUAAUGGCGUCAAACCAGAUAAAAAGACGGAUGAAGAAUGGGCUAAGAUGAACAGAAAAACUGUCGCACAAAUCCGACAAUGGAUUGAUCAUAGCGUGUUCCAUCAUGUUUCUCAAGAGCAAAGUGCUCACACACUAUGGGAGAAACUUAGUAGCAUGUACCAAGCAAAAACUGCUCGGAAUAAAACGCUGCUGAUGAGACGAUUAGUGAACCACAAGUUACGUGGUGGCAUUUCUGUGUCGGAACACACGAGCCAGUUCCAGGAUCUUGUGAAUCAAUUGAGCACCACCGGAUGGGUCCUCAAAGAUGAAGAACAAGCAAUACUUUUGCUUAGCUCUCUACCUGAUAAUUGGGAGACUCUUGUUAUUACUCUCAGUAAUUCUGCCCCAAAUGGUACCGUGACUAUGCAGAUGGUCACGGACGCCUUGAUGAAUGAGGAAGCACGAAGGAAGGAAGCUGAGACUGAUCAGUCUUAUGCUCUCGUCUCAGAAACCAGCAGGCGAGGCGGAGGCAGAAAUGGAGGUAGAGGACGAGGUCGAGGCAGAGGCAGAGCUCGAGGUCAAAGUAGAGGGAGAUCUCAAGUUCGAGGAAGAUCACAAGAGCGGGGGAAGUCCGUCGAUACCAAUACGAGGGCUAUUGCAACCAUUGUGGUCAUUAUGGGCACAGAAAGAGGGAAUGCCGAAAGUUUCUACGGGAGCAGCCUCAGACGAGUCAAAGUUCAAACAAGGAAGAUGGUGAGACCAUGGUCACCAUGGCACCGGACAUUGCACUUGUUACUUGCGGAGAAGAAGCAUGCCUACACGUAGGUACGCAUGAUAUUGAGUGGGUGAUUGAUACCGCUGCAUCAUUUCACGCCACUCCGCACCAAAGUCUAUUUGCAACUUAUAAUUCCGGAGACCAUGGUGCUGUGAAGAUGGGAAACACGAGUUUCUCAAACAUUGUUGGCAUUGGAGAUGUGCACAUUCAAACAAGUGUUGGCUGCACACUUGUGUUGAAAGAUGUUCGGCAUGUUCCAGAUCUGAGAUUGAAUCUUAUCUCAGGAGUUGCUCUAGAUCGGCAGGGGUAUGAAAGCCAGUUCAAAGAAGGUGCGUGGAAAUUAUCUAAAGGCUCUAUGAUUAUUGCAAGAGGUCAUAUCUGUGGUACUCUUUACAAAACCCAUGUAAAGUUGUAUCCUCCAAGUCUCAAUGCUGUUCAAGGAGAGACAUCACCAAAUCUGUGGCACCGGAGGUUAGGCCACAUGAGUGUGAAAGGACUGACAACUCUUGCAAAGAAGGAAGCAAUCUUUAUUGAUAAAGAUGUCGCUCUGGAUCCCUGCGAUCACUGUCUAUUUGGGAAACAACAUCGAGUUUCUUUCAGUUCCACUAGAAAGAAUCAUUCUGAAAUACUCGAUCUUAUCCACACUGAUGUAUGUGGACCCAUUGAAGAGGAGUCACUUGGAGGCAGCAGAUAUUUUGUGACAUUCAUUGAUGAUGCGUCACGAAAGGUAUGGGCUUAUUGUCUCAAAUCUAAGGAUCAAGUAUUUGAUCGCUUUAAAAUAUUUCAUACUAUGGUAGAAAGAGAGACAGGAAAGAAGCUGAAGUGCCUUCGUUCUGACAACGGAGGCGAGUACACUUCCCGGGAGUUCUUAGCAUAUUGUGCUGAACAUGGAAUCAGGCAUGAGAAGUCGGUGCCACGGACCCCACAACACAACGGUGUAGCCGAAAGAAUGAAUCGAACUAUUGUGGAGAAAGUUCGGUGCAUGCUCAGUAUGGCUACAUUACCAAAGCCAUUCUGGGGCGAAGCUGUGUUGACAGCUUGCUAUCUUAUAAACAGGUCACCCUCAGUUCCCUUAAACUUUGAAGUUCCUGAGAAGAAAUGGUCAGGAAAAGACAUUUCUUACUCUCACUUGAAAGUGUUUGGGUGCAAGGCCUUUGCACAUGUGUCCAAAGAGUUGAGGCAAAAACUUGAUCUUAAGUCGAACCCAUGCAUCUUCAUCGGCUAUGGAGAUCAAGAAUUUGGAUACCGGUUGUGGGAUCCCGAAAUGAAGAAAGUUAUUCGAAGUAGAGAUGUGGUGUUUCAUGAAUCCCAAUUUCAUGAUCUUACUCCAACAAACAACAAACAACAUAUCUCUCAUGCUCCUGAAGACGUUCCUGUAGUAUCACACGUUCCUCUUAACAAUGAGGAAGUGAGUGAUAAUACUGAACCAGUGAAUGAUGGCCCAGUAGUUGUUGAUGAUGUUCAAGAUGGAGGGAUUCCUGAGCAGGGAGAGCAUUCAUCUGAAGGCCACACUGACAACACACAACUUCGACGUUCUACGCGAGGUACUGUUCCACAAAGAAGGUACCCGACAUCUGAAUGGAUCCUUCUUACCAGCGAGGGGGAGCCAGAGAGCUUUCGAGAAGCUCAAUCUCAUCAAGACAAGUCCAAUUGGUGGGAGGCCAUGGGAGAUGAGAUGAAAUCCUUGCAGAAGAACCAAACUUAUGACUUGGUGCCACUUCCCAAAGGAAAGAAAGCCUUGAAAAACAAAUGGGUUUUUAAGGUGAAGAAAGAUGUCAAGGGAAAUAUUGUGAAGCACAAGGCAAGACUCGUGGUCAAAGGAUUCCAACAAAAACAGGGAAUUGAUUUUGAUGAGAUCUUUUCGUCGGUUGUGAAGAUGAUGUCGAUCCGAGUGGUACUCGGGUUGGUUGCCAGUCUAAAUCUUGAACUUGAACAUAUGGAUGUGAAAACAGCAUUUCUCCAUGGUGAUCUGAAAGAGGAAAUAUACAUGGAGCAACCCGAAGGUUUCCAAGUUCCAAAGAAAGAACAUCUUGUUUGCAGGUUAAAGAAGAGCCUGUACGGCCUCAAGCAAGCCCCGAGGCAAUGGUACAAGAAGUUCGACUCAUUCAUGGUGAAGCACCAAUACAGGAGAACAGUGGCAGACCAUUGCGUGUACUUGAAGAAGUUCCCAGAUGGAAAAUUUAUCAUCCUUCUGCUCUAUGUGGAUGAUAUGCUGAUAGUAGGCCAAGAUGUGUCCCUCAUCAACAACUUGAAGCAAGAUUUGUCUAAGUUUUUUGAUAUGAAAGACUUAGGCCCGGCGCAACAAAUUUUGGGCAUGAAAAUUGUUCGUGAUCGGAAGGCAAGGAAGUUGUUCUUAUCACAAGAAGAGUAUGUUGAACGCGUGAUCAAAAGGUUCAACAUGGAUAAUGCCAAACCUGUAGGCACUCCGCUAGCCAAUCACUUCAAGUUGAGUAAGGAAAGUUGUCCUUCUUCUGAGAAAGAAAAGGAGAUGAUGAAAGCAGUACCCUACUCUUCAGCAGUAGGAAGUUUGAUGUAUGCAAUGGUGUGUACAAGACCUGAUAUUGCUCACGCGGUUGGUGUUGUAAGUAGGUACUUGUCAAAUCCAGGAAGAGAACAUUGGGAAGUUGUCAAAUGGAUACUUAGGUAUCUGAAGGGUACAUCAAAGCUAUGCUUGUGCUACGGGGGAGCGAAACCAAUCUUGGAAGGUUAUACAGAUGCUGAUAUGGCUGGAGAUCUUGAUAGUAGAAAAUCUACUUCAAGUUACAUAUUCACAUUAGCAGGGGGAGCCGUCUCAUGGCAGUCCAAGUUGCAGAGGUGUGUAGCAUUGUCUACGACAGAAGCUGAAUACAUUGCCGCUGUUGAAGCCGGAAAGGAGCUCAAGUGGCUGAAACGUUUUCUCCAAGAGUUGGGCUAUCCUCAAGAGGAGUACAUCAUUCAUUGUGAUAGUCAGAGUGCUAUGGAUCUUAGCAAGAACUCGAUGUAUCAUUCACGCACAAAACAUAUCGAUGUUCGAUAUCACUGGCUUAGAGAAGCAAUUGAGGAAGAUGAACUAAAGCUCUCCAAGAUACACACAAACAAAAAUGCGGCCGACAUGCUAACUAAAGUGGUGCCACACGAGAAGCACAAGCUAUGUACAAGCAUCAUUGGAAUGAGAGAAUUACGGAAAAAGCUGGAGGGGGAGAUUUGUAGGAUUGCUGCAGCUCCCAUACACACACCCACUCCAUGGCAUGAAGCUCCAUCCUCCAUCAAUUAAAAGGUAUGGGAAGGCAUGGGAAGGCAUGGGAAGGCAUGGGAUGCUAUAUGGGCUGCAUGCAAUUGUCUCCCAGCAUUUCCCUAUAAAUAGGGUGGUUCUAGCUUGAUCAAAUGUAUCAAAAAUCGGAGAGAAAAGUAGUGAGAGUGAUACACAUAGAGUGAGUGUAUAAAAGGGUUGGUUUUUUGUAAUAGUUGAGUGAGAGAGUUGCUCCUCCUAUUGUAAUUCUGUUCUGGUUAUGAAUAGAAGAAUUUUCCAAUCCUAACAUUGCGGGGGGUCGGUUCUAUGACCCUAAAAAGGGUAGGAUUUUAUUUAGAUCCAUUCUUUGUUUCACUAGUACUAGUAGUAGUGAUGGACCGGGCCGAGAGAAGAUAUGAUUUCUAGACAACUCGUGCAUCGGGUGUCUAGUAUUAAUCAAGUAUUUGUACAUAAUUGAACCAACAAUGUCCAUUAAUAAAUUUAAGUAUAUCAUCUCCAAUGGUAGAGUUUGGUCUCUAACAUACAUUUAGGCACGAGUCCAAUUUUUUAUUUUAUUUUCCAACUUUAUGCAUAUGUCGUGCAUAUCUUCCAAUUUACCUUAGAUUUCAUUUUUUUCAUAUAACUUUUAACUCACUUUCUUCUACAAGCUCGUUAGACAAUAUUGCAAUCAUGGUUCUAAAACUCGGAAAACUCGGCCGCCUAGUCGCCGCAUAAUCGCUAGACGGCAAGCUGCUGCAGAGAUUUUAUUGUUUUCGUCCCUAAAAUCGCUCUACGGACUAGCCGGACGCGCAGCCCGAGUAAUUGCGGAGUAGUCGUCCGCCUAGGGUAACAGAUUACUCGGCCCAGACAUUAAAAAAAGGUGUGUUGAUAGAGUACGGCCAUUUCUUCUCUUCGCCUAGUCCACUGAUACCUAAUAGAAUAUAUACGACUCAUCCUUCUCUUCAAUGGAACGAUGGCCAUAGUUGUCGGAUUCCCUUCAUUGAGCCAUCAUCUCCACUCUCCAGACAAAAAGGAGUUAUUAACAUUUUGAAAGUUGAAUAUGACCCUGCUCGGAUCGUAAGUGAUGAUGCCUUUUUACCAAAGUGGUACAAAGCAUUGCUGGUUUUAUUUUAAUUGGAACUUUCGUUGCCCUUUUCAAGGCUAUUCUGCUAUGGAGUAAAAAGAAUGCAGUAGAAUGAAGGAUUACAUCUUCAUCUCAAGGAUCAAAGGAAUAGAUGCGGCUGACCAAUUAAACAAAAAAAUGAACAAGGCAGUACACAAUCUUUAAAGAAACCUCCUAAUGCCUCUUGUGAUCAUGGUGUAUUGUCAUUUGAGUGCUCUAGAAGUUGAUUUAAAACCUUGUAAGCUCAUUGUGAUGUUUUAAUUUCUUUAAUUUUUGUAAACCUAGCAAUCCUGACUUAUAAU
This is a messenger RNA of Cuscuta epithymum, 6294 nucleotides long. The record is from the annotation of a GenBank genome assembly. NCBI's taxonomy places the organism in Eukaryota, Viridiplantae, Streptophyta, Magnoliopsida, Solanales, Convolvulaceae.